CCCGCCUGCGCCGCCAAGCAGCUCCGCCUCACCGUGGCCGAGCUGAAGAAGCAGCUGGCGGCGGCGCACGACCGCACCCGGCAACUGGAGACCAGCCUGGACGAGAUUCGCCAGAAGCUGCCCCACAUGUCGGCCGAGGCCGAUCGAGCCUACAUGGAGCUCCAGGCUCGGCUGAAGGUGGCGCAGCAGGCCGUCACGCAGGCGGAGGCGCAGCAGAACGAGCAUCAGAAGCGCAGCCAGCAGCUGCUGCUGAAGCUGGCCGCCGAAGCACGACGGCUGCGCGAGAGUGAGCAGCUGGUGCAGCGGCUGCGCCAGGAGAACAGGUCUCUGCUGUCCAACCGGAUGGAGUGGGAGCGCACGUCGAGCAAGCUGCAGGCGGCGCUGCACGAGACCAUGCAGCUGACGGCGCGGCUGCAGGCGGCGCGCGCCGAGCUCGAGGCGGAGCGCAAGCUCACCACACAGAUGCGCCGCCGCCUCGACCAGGUCGACUGCGACAUGAAGUCGCAGCUGGACGCGGUGGUGACGGAGCUGCACCAGCUGAAGCAGUCGUCGGGCCCCGCCGUUGACUGGCCCCGCAAGUAUGAGGUGCUGCUCGACAGAUGCCAGGAGUGGCAGGAGGAGUGUCUCGCGCGCCAGAAGGACUGUCUCAGCAUGGAGCAGAAACUCGGCCUGUUCACCAGACAGGACGCCAACGCCCUGGAGAAGCUGGCGGAGCCGCCGCCGCCGACCAAGCAGACGCCGCCCGGGCCGCCGGCGCGCGCCCGCUCCGUACCGCAGAUGCCGGCACCGGGCGCGCGCGGCGUCCCCUGGAGCUCGGCCGACACCAGCUCCGGCUCCAUCGUCACCGCUGAUGGGUGA
Molecule: messenger RNA, 858 nt
Organism: Pollicipes pollicipes
Lineage: Eukaryota; Metazoa; Arthropoda; Thecostraca; Pollicipedomorpha; Pollicipedidae
Exons: 8
Coding region: 127-858 (243 amino acids)
Source: RefSeq, a predicted model, not a curated record